CGGUAAAAAAACAGAGACAGAGAGAAAGAGAGAAAUGGGGAGGAGUCCAUGUUGCUCCAAGGAAGGACUGAACAGAGGAGCCUGGACAGCCUUGGAAGAUAAAAUUCUUACGUCUUACAUUAAAGCCCAUGGAGAAGGCAAAUGGAGAAACCUCCCCAAAAGAGCUGGUCUGAAGAGAUGUGGCAAGAGUUGCAGACUUAGAUGGCUAAAUUAUUUGAGACCAGACAUCAAGAGAGGUAACAUAUCCCAUGACGAAGAAGAGCUCAUUGUUAGGCUCCAUAAGCUUCUUGGUAACAGAUGGUCUCUAAUUGCUGGAAGGCUACCUGGGCGAACAGACAAUGAAAUCAAGAACUAUUGGAAUACUACCCUGGGAAAGAAAGCAAAUGCUCAAUCUAAUUCACCACAAUUCAAACAAACUCCUUCUACCAAGAAAAUGCUAGCCUAUACUGAACCCAAUAGUAGCACUAAACCGUCGAAAUCACAAAAGCCAACGCAAGUUAUUCACACGAAGGCUAAUAGGUGCACCAAAGUCUUCAUUCCAUUACAAUCUCCACCACCUCUGUUGCCUGAAAUUCACAACACCACCCCUACAGCACUAAACCAACCACCGGAAAUCAAGAUUGAUUGUCCAUCGCAAUUAAUCCAGUACUGUGGCAGCAAUGAAGAGCAUUCAAAUUAUGAUUUAGAUUUUAUGAAUAUUGACCGCCAUGAUCAGUUUGAAGGAAGUGAUAAUAAUGAAGAUGUUGGGCUUGUGAUGAAUAAUUAUGGGCAUGACUCUUUAAGUCAUUAUCAGUCUCUUCCUAGCUUGGAGGAGGAGCCGCGGCCGCCUACAAUAAACGAUGAGUGGGCCACCACUAGUGUUUGUCUUGGGGACGAUGAUAAUAUCAAUUUGGACUUGGAUUCUCUCGGCUUUUUGCUUGAUUCUGAGGAAUGGCCGUGAAGAUUUUAUAUCAAUAGUAAUUAAUGUUAACAAUAGGAGAAUAAAAAAUGUUUGUCAAUAUAGUUGCAUUAAUUAUUAGCGUUACGCAGUACUUUCCUUGUAUAAAUUUGGAAAUACUGCACAAUAAAAUAAAAAUAUAAAAUUAUCUAUUGGUUGUAGCUCA
This is a messenger RNA of Jatropha curcas, 1103 nucleotides long. RefSeq names its product myb-related protein 308-like. NCBI's taxonomy places the organism in Eukaryota, Viridiplantae, Streptophyta, Magnoliopsida, Malpighiales, Euphorbiaceae. The record is from RefSeq and is marked predicted.